This is a messenger RNA of Saccoglossus kowalevskii, 2073 nucleotides long. RefSeq names its product short transient receptor potential channel 6-like. The record is from RefSeq and is a predicted model, not a curated record. Gene Ontology annotation, cellular component: plasma membrane; cation channel complex. NCBI's taxonomy places the organism in Eukaryota, Metazoa, Hemichordata, Enteropneusta, Harrimaniidae. Gene Ontology annotation, biological process: regulation of cytosolic calcium ion concentration; calcium ion transmembrane transport. Gene Ontology annotation, molecular function: store-operated calcium channel activity; inositol 1,4,5 trisphosphate binding.
AUGGCAUUAGCCAAUGGCAGUCGCCCAUCUCAGGUGACGUCAUAUCUGGUUGGACCGACAUUUAAGGGCGGUUUCACCAAACUCGAGGUAACACGCCACGAACCGUACAAUCAGAAGUAUCUUUUUUAUCGACACAGUUGCGAGGAAUCAAUGGAAUCGAAUGCAAAGGGAAUUCAUUUAGAGAAAAUCCGUCGUUACCGAGAGAAGGAUUACCAUGACAACACACAUACCGAGGAAGAAAGAGAAUUUUUCGAAGCAGUGGAACAAGGUAAUACAGGGGUGGUGCAGGAACUCGUACAGGAGUAUGGGAUCAAUGUUAAUAUCACGAGAUUGUAUCAUAGACUACCAACGACAGCACUUCAGCUAUCGGCGCAGAAAAACGACUUUGCUAUGGUACGACUUCUAGCUGGGCUCGGAGCCAAUAGUCUCAACACACCAUCAGUGGAAGCAACAUCUGGGGACAUACAGACAGAACAGCAUCGAAUAGGUGUAUUUACCGCCCUCUCGAGCUCCUGUAUAUUUAUUGUACUUUCACGAGGAUCCUGUAAUGGCUGCGAAGAUUAUUCAAAGUUAGAAAUUCAAGUUGAAGAUUUUUUGAUUGCAAUGUUGAACUCCUGCUACAUGUCAGAAGAAUGCAAGGUGUUGCUACAUGGAAAUAUGUGUGACAAACCUCGGUCAAUGCACCAUCGAACGUGGAAACUUGCUCAGCUAGCUGUCAACAACAAACAAAAACGAUUUGUAGCAGCAGCAAAGUUCCAGCAUACAAUCCGCCAAGAGUGGGUCAAAGGUCAGCCAUCCUGGUCGCUUCGUGAGGGGUGGUCGUGGACGCUAGUUUACGCUGUCUACGCCGUUAUACUAUACGGAGUUCUUCAACCAAUCGUAUCACUCGUCUACAUUCUUUUCCCCUGUAGUAGCAUAUGCGCUUUUAUCGAAGGCCCCAAAAGUAAAUUUUUUAUGCAUCUAUUUUCGUACAUGGCUUUUCUUAUCCUGUUUGUACUCGCAACUUUGUUGCCGGUUUUGAGUAUGUUGAAUCACCAGGGCAACCAUCCAUUGCUAGAAAUAAUCAGAAUACUAGAAAUAAUCUGGAUUAUUGGUAUCCUUUAUGGUAAAUUACAAAAAGCUUACAUAGCCGGGUUUAAAGUCUAUUUUACUAAUUUCUGGAAUUUGGUGAUGUUUUUAACGUUGUUGAUUUUUGGUAUUGAUUCACUUGUGUUGUCAUGCCUAUCGCUCAGCUUCGCAGAUUAUUUACUAACCCACUCCAUCCCGGCAUUCCUUGCGGCCAUACCGUUUUUACAUAUUAUAAACUAUCUGUAUGUGAGUUCUGUACUUGGACCUUUGCUGCUUGCGUUCAUGUCUAUAAAGGGCCAUGUUAUACGAUUCCUCUGUCUGUUCACCAUUGUCGUCCUCGCAUUUGCUGUGUCCUUGUUCUGCAUUUAUGCUGGGAAUGAAGGUGGCGUCGCAAAUGACGGAUACACAAGUUUGACAUCUUCAAUAAAAGAGCUGGUGUAUUCAUUAUUUGGUGAAUUCAACGACAACGAAUUGUUAUUUACUGGUCUGGUCCAUAUCGUCAAUGGAAGUCUCACCGCAAAUGAGAUCUCGAGCGUAGAACAAAUGCAUUCAGAUAUGGGAGCAUUGGUAUACGCGGCUUUCGGCAUAUUGUGUAACUUAGUAUUGGUUAACUUGUGUAUUGCAAUGAUGGCUGAUACCUACAACAGAAUACAGGAAAACAUCAACGUCAUAUGGAAGUUUGAAAGAACGAGAAUAUGGAUGAACUAUGUGAAUGCACCUGCAAUGGCACCCCCUUUCAAUAUUCUACCGUCUACUAAAUGUAUACAGUAUAUGAUGAAUAAGAAGAGGAAAAGUCACCAUUCGCCAGUCAAGGUGAUUAAUAGUGGUAUACAGACAGUGUCCGAAGAUAACUCUUAUACAGAGAUACGAUACAGCGAGCUGGUGCCUAUAUUGGUAGAUCGCUAUUUGGAAGUUCACUAUCCAUCGUUCUGCUCUAUUGCAACGAAACAAAAUAGUUGUUGGGAUGUAAACAGAACAAUCGAAGCUGAAAUGACUAAUCUCUAA